UAAACAAAUUUAGGUUCCGGAGAUACACAGUUUUGGUCAAAAUAAUAAAAUAGAAUUUACAUAAACUUUUUAAAAUCAUUGACAAUAUGCUUAAAUUUAUACAAAAGAUUUUCUCAUUUAUAUCUAAUAAUAUUGGCCGUAACAUAACAUGGUGAAGAACGCAUCCAUAAAAUUUAUAUUUCGAAUGUAUUUGAAUUUAGAACGCCCUCUGGUGGGUGAACCAAGAUAUUUUCGCUGAAAGAAGCCUGUGAAAGAAUCCUCUGGAAAGUAGGCAAUACUCAAUAGGCAUUGAAUCUGGUUAUCAAAAUCUUUACGUGAGAAUUUGUUCGUAACCCGAAGGAAAAACUAAAAGCAGACAAGAUGUGCGAUCGCAAAGCAGUGAUCAAGAAUGCGGACAUGAGCGAGGAGAUGCAGCAGGAUGCUGUUGACUGUGCCACUCAGGCACUUGAGAAGUUCAACAUUGAAAAGGACAUUGCUGCAUUUAUUAAGAAGGAGUUUGACAAGAAGUAUAAUCCGACAUGGCACUGCAUCGUAGGCCGUAAUUUCGGCUCGUAUGUGACCCACGAGACUCGCCACUUCAUCUACUUCUACCUCGGCCAAGUCGCAAUCCUGCUGUUCAAGAGCGGUUAGACAGUGUCGUGCACUCUCAAUAUUUUUUUGUUAACAGCAGACGCAUUAUUAUCGGGUUCAGUAACUUCUGUCGCCGCCCGUGCAGCUCCUCGGCGCCGGUCACAUUCCCAGUAGGUGCACAGCCUAGCCCCGGCCCGAGUCAGCCUGCGGCCGACGACAGAGCUCUCAAAUUGUAUUUAUGGAGCGUGAGGUCCUCUUGAGUGUAUGCGUGAGUGAGUGAGUGUUUGACACGAGCCUCUACACUGUCGAUAUUUAUUCACGAUGCUGGACAUUAGCUGCGUCGACUGUCUUCACUUCUUAGUCCCCGGCGCACUUGAUGUAUGUUUGUACUGUGUUAGCUAUACUUAAGGAUCAAUAUUGACUUUAUGAAACAUUCACUUCUAGUGUAUUUAUAUUAAAGAAAAUUUUAGUUAAUUAUUCCUAGACUUAUACCUAGUAUAGUGUAAAAGUCAUAAUUAUGUUAGUACCUAACUAAAUUUAUUGUUUAAUUUCUUUGUUAAUACAUUCACUGGAGAUAUUUUCAAAUACUUCUAUGAUUAUUAAACUUUCUUACAAACCGUA
Manduca sexta (tobacco hornworm) is the source of this 1191-nucleotide messenger RNA. RefSeq names its product dynein light chain 2, cytoplasmic. The record is from RefSeq and is a predicted model, not a curated record. Bases 361 to 630 code for a protein of 89 amino acids. Lineage: Eukaryota; Metazoa; Arthropoda; Insecta; Lepidoptera; Sphingidae. Gene Ontology annotation, molecular function: dynein intermediate chain binding; dynein light intermediate chain binding. The transcript is spliced from 3 exons. Gene Ontology annotation, biological process: cilium assembly; microtubule-based process. Gene Ontology annotation, cellular component: cytoplasmic dynein complex.